Molecule: messenger RNA, 3171 nt
Organism: Protopterus annectens (West African lungfish)
Lineage: Eukaryota; Metazoa; Chordata; Ceratodontiformes; Protopteridae
Gene: EIF4H
Product: eukaryotic translation initiation factor 4H
Exons: 8
Coding region: 55-951 (298 amino acids)
Molecular function (GO): RNA binding
Source: RefSeq, a predicted model, not a curated record
UCUUGUAAAUUGGGGGCUUUCUACAGUCCCGGGUUUCUCUUUCCAGAGACUGCAAUGGCGGAUUACGAUACCUAUGAUGAUCGAGACCGGGCCUAUAGCAGCUUCGGUGGCAGCCGUGGGAGAUCUCGAGGUGGUGGCAGUGGUCCUGGAGGUCCUCGUAAGCAGAAAGAAUUGCCUUCAGAUCCCCCUUACACAGCUUAUGUAGGAAAUUUACCAUUUAACACUGUUCAAGGAGAUAUAGACACUAUCUUUAAAGAGCUUAAUGUACGGAGUGUCCGGCUAGUCAGAGACAAAGAAACAGACAAAUUUAAAGGCUUUUGUUAUGUAGAAUUUGAUGACUUGGAGUCCCUGAAAGAAGCCUUGACUUAUGACGGAGCACUUCUUGGUGAUCGGACACUCCGGGUAGAUAUAGCCGAAGGUAGAAAACAAGAAAAAGGCGGCUUUGGGUUUAGAAAAGGCGGGCCAGAAGACCGAGGACCUGGUGGCUCCCGCGGCCCUAGAGGAGGUGGAAAGGAAGAUGACUAUGACAACUUUGGAGGUGGUUCUCGAGGCCCUAGAGGAGGAGGAGGAGGAGGAGGAGGAGGAAGGGAAGAUGACUUUGAUGGCCCAGGAGGUUUCCGAGAUGACGAUGGCUUUUUAGGAGGUAGGAGUCGAGCUGGAGGUGGCCGCCCUGGUGGGGACAGGCUAGGAGACAGACGAGGAGGCGGAGGAGGAGGUGGUGGUGGUGGUGGUGGUGGAGCUGGAAUGGGACGUUUUAGAGAUGGACCUCCACCUCGUGGGCCUUCAAGCGACUUCAGAGAACCAUCAGAAGAGGAAAGAGCACAGAGACCCAGACUUCAGCUUAAACCUCGCACAGUUGGCACACCUCUUAACCAAGUAGCCAACCCACAUUCUGCCAUAUUUGGAGGUGCCAGACCUAGGGAGGAAGUAGUUGGCAAAGAAAAAGACUGAGCCUGUGCAAAAUGGUACCACCAGUCACUCACUCGAUGUUCGUACUGCGGUUACCAUUCCUGCCACUUGACCGUUUGUUUUUCCUUCUUUAAAACUCAGAAACAAAAGAACACGUGAAAUGCAUGUCGGCUGUUAACAAGUGGUUUUUAAUGCAACUUCAUCUUCUCUUUAUCUAGUGCUUCCCAUAUACCAUGGUUUUUCAUCACAGACCAUAAGUAAGAAAACUGUUAACUGCUUUGACCAGAGUAGAAUCUGUUUUGAACAAUGGUGCUGCUCACUCCGGCAAUACAUAUUCUUGCAUUGUUUUUCGUUUUCCUUGGUUGAACUUUAUAUAUCAUAUCUCUAGUUUUUAUUUAUCAUAUGCUUCAUCUGGUAUUGCUUUGGGCCUGAAAGAGAGACAGAUUCACAAUCUUCUGGAAUGAAUCAAAGUGUUCUGUGUUUAGCAUCUGUUUCUGAUGAUGACUGCCUCUAAUAGCACUCUUUUUUUUUUGUCAUUUUAAGUAUGAGCUAAGUUAGCCUUAAAACACUGUUCUUUGCAGUCUUUGAAGUGACUCAUGCUUGUCAGUGACAUCUUUUAUAUGUGGUGGAAGAUUUUUGACCCUAAAAAGAACUUUCAUGAAAUAAUAUUGUGUGCAGAAGCGAAAUGUAAUAUGGACACUGCAUAAAUUUCUUGUGUAUAGUAUGUGGCAGCUUUUGAAUGGAAAGUACACAAGGGAAAGCCGUGAAGCUGCAUGUGGCAUUUUUCUCUCUGCAUGUACAGCGUAUGAGAUUCCCAAGGUGUUGCAAGCUGUGACUGUAUCCCAUCAUUUGGUGCUCAUGUUCAUUUGUGAUGCAAGAUCAAGAAUGUGGUUUACUUCAAAAGUAGUCUGUGAGCCACUUGGGGGGAUCAUUAUGUUGCUUCAUUUUGCCAUGUUAAUGUUUGUCUGAAAUUCACUUUCCAUUUUUAUUUUUUGCAAUGUAACUUUUUCUGCCCAUUUUGAUCAGUUUUAGGUGACAUAUUCAUUGUUCACUUUAUAGUUGGCUGUAAGCAGUUUCCUGCAUAUUUGAGUGUAGGUUCCUUGCUCUGUCCUUUUUUUGACCUUAGUUUUGCAUAUUUCUGUUAUGUUUUCUGUCCUCUUAUGAUACUGUAGCAGUUGUGCAAGGGCUAUGUAUUUGAUUCUGCAAUGGUCUGGCUUCUUCCCGCUCAGUGAGCCUAGUGGCUACACCAAAGCAAAGAUGCCAUAACUUCACUGUCUAGUGAUAGAUUGUAACCUAUGAUCUUGCUGUGCCUUGGUCCUUGGUUAAUAGAUCUCAGAAGCCAGCAUUACAAAUCGUGGCUUUUGCUGCUGAAAUUAAUAUGAGGGUUGUGAUUAGAGGAGUGGUUUGAGAAAGAGCAGCAUUCCAGGCCACAUAAUUUAGGAACCAAGGUUAACUUGACUGGUUGUGCAAUGUUGAUGGCUAGCUUUGUGUGGUGUGAUCUUCUGUGUGGACCUGUUCUUUUUUCCACGCUGCGAAGAGGGAAGUUAAAUGUAGGAGUCCAUUGAGUGAGCUUUGCUUUUAUAAAGCUAACAGGAAGUAAUGCAUCAGUUCCUUCUUAAUGUAGACUGGUUGGAUAGUUUGGUGCCGUAGCAUUUUUUUGCAUGAAGGUAGGUGAUUUCAGUUGGAUUUUAAUAAUUUCACAGUCUUAAAAUAUUUUUUGUUAAUUGUUAGGUGUGAACAGAGCUAGAAACACUGCUGCAGUCUGAUAUGUUUCAUUUGCAUCACAAAUAUUGUGUCUUACUGAGUUGAACCCUGGCUUUUGGAAGCUUUGAUGGCGUCUCAUUCACUGUAUGAUGGAGUAGCACCUGUAUUGAAUUAUUUAGCUGCUUCAGCCCCUUGUCUCAGCAGUUUACAUAACUUCAGUUUUUUUCUGCUUCACAAAUAAGAACCAUUUGUGUAACACUACUGUAACUAGGAAGAGACGUGCAUUGUAUGGUCAUUAAGUAGAAUUUGGCUUUUUCAGAAGAUACACAUGAAAGACUGUAAAAGCAUUUAUGUCCAGAUGUGGAAACAACUUUUAAAAAGGACUCAGUGUGUGCAUGUUGUUCCACUUCUUGGUCAGAAAUUUUGCUUUUAAAUAUAAAGAGGAAUUCUGACAAUUUACACAUUCUGCUUCAUAUGAAAAAGUAAAUAUAUGAAUAUGGUAUUUUGUGAAUGAUCUUUUAAAUAAAAAAAUAAUAAAUUGUGUUAUUCAUUAGUGUG